This is a messenger RNA of Colletotrichum siamense, 237 nucleotides long. RefSeq lists its product as uncharacterized. Bases 1 to 237 code for a protein of 78 amino acids. The transcript is spliced from 2 exons. The record is from RefSeq and is a predicted model, not a curated record. Lineage: Eukaryota; Fungi; Ascomycota; Sordariomycetes; Glomerellales; Glomerellaceae.
AUGGUGCGCCUCAUCCCAUCCGUCCUUGCCAUGCUAGCCGUGGCAUUGGCGUUCACGGACGGGUCCCACUGCUGCACGACCUCGACGUACGCCCACAGCUGCGAGGAAGUCUGCAAGAACGCCGCGCGGUACGGCGACGACGUCAAGUGCAGCGCCGGCGGCCUCUCCGAGUGUAUUGGCUACUUUACUGCCAACGGGCGCGCUCAGUGCAACAGCCAAGCCUACGAUUUCGACUAG